AUGGAGUUUGAGAGAUUCAUCACAUUUCUUAGUGGGGUCUUUGCAAACUCGCCUUUCUUUAUUCCAGCAGAUGUUGCCGGUGCAGCGGAAGCAAGUAAAAAUGAUGACUUCAAAGAAAUAAGUGUUCCAGCUGGGAAAACUUUUGAGGUUAUACUCUCGGUGGACUCGGUAAACUCGUACAUUGCAUGGGAUUUUUCUUUAGUACAAGGCAAGAUAAAUAUGGAUAUUGGAUUUACUUUGGAGUUUGCAAGUCCUAAUGGGGACAAGACUCUGAUGUUGCCUUACCGUCGAUACGAGUCUGACCAAGGGAACUUCUGCACAUUAAUGGCUGGAAGCUAUAAACUGAUAUGGGACAACACACAUUCUACUUUUUUUAGAAAGGUGCUACGGUAUAAGGUAGAUUGUAUACCUCCUGUCGCAGAGCCUGUGCAGUAG
Vicia faba (fava bean) is the source of this 435-nucleotide messenger RNA. The record is from the annotation of a GenBank genome assembly. NCBI's taxonomy places the organism in Eukaryota, Viridiplantae, Streptophyta, Magnoliopsida, Fabales, Fabaceae.